Messenger RNA from Lycium barbarum (goji berry), 369 nucleotides. RefSeq lists its product as uncharacterized. The transcript has a single exon. The record is from RefSeq and is a predicted model, not a curated record. Lineage: Eukaryota; Viridiplantae; Streptophyta; Magnoliopsida; Solanales; Solanaceae. Bases 1 to 369 code for a protein of 122 amino acids.
AUGGCGGAGAGGCAUCGACUACUUGAAUUCGAAAAUGCUAAAGACAAAGAGAAGUUGAAGGUGGUCAAGCAGAAGGCCGAGGCUCGAGCCCGGAUUAGUGACGAGCUCAAGAGCAAAUUCGAGGAGUUAGCCGAGGCCAAUGAUGUGCUUAAGGACGAGCUCGAGUCGGCUACCCAAAUUCAAAGAAUUCUCGAAGAAAAGAUAUCAGAACUGGCAGCUAAAUUGGCAAAAGCCGAGGCCGACUUAGAAGAGUCUCUUAAGGAUGUUUCAGCUGCCGAGGCUCGUACUACGAUUGUGGUUGAGUAUGAGCAGUGGAAAUCCCGGAGGGUUACCUUCGAACAGGCUCAACAAGGAUUAUGGGAUCUCUAA